Messenger RNA from Ornithodoros turicata, 2772 nucleotides. It is a transcript of the gene Vha100-1, whose product is annotated as V-type proton ATPase 116 kDa subunit a 1-like. The record is from RefSeq and is a predicted model, not a curated record. The transcript is spliced from 19 exons. Gene Ontology annotation, cellular component: plasma membrane; vacuolar proton-transporting V-type ATPase complex; vacuolar proton-transporting V-type ATPase, V0 domain. NCBI's taxonomy places the organism in Eukaryota, Metazoa, Arthropoda, Arachnida, Ixodida, Argasidae. Gene Ontology annotation, molecular function: ATPase binding; proton-transporting ATPase activity, rotational mechanism. The coding region runs from base 114 to 2600 and encodes 828 amino acids. Gene Ontology annotation, biological process: vacuolar acidification; proton transmembrane transport.
GCUGCUUCUGCAGCUGCGGGCCCGCUUGUUUAUUGAUCCGAAAACUAGUCACCUGACAUGUUCUGAACCAUUUCACAUUAACUAGCUGUUGGUACGGACCACAAGAGUUAGAAAUGGGGUCCUUGUUCAGAAGCGAGGAAAUGACAUUAUGUCAGCUGUUUCUGCAGUCUGAAGCAGCUUACGCCUGCGUUUCGGAGCUCGGCGAAUUGGGCCUCGUUCAGUUUAGAGAUCUGAACCCGGAUGUCAACGCCUUCCAACGCAAAUUCGUCAACGAAGUCAGGCGAUGUGAUGAAAUGGAAAGAAAAUUACGAUUUCUGGAGAAAGAGAUCAAGAAAGAUGGCAUCCCAAUGCUGGACAUUGGCGACAACCCAGAGGCUCCGCAGCCCAGGGAGAUGAUCGACCUGGAGGCUACCUUUGAGAAAUUGGAAAACGAGCUGAAAGAGGUAAAUACUAAUGCUGAGGCUCUGAAGAAAACCUACCUAGAACUGACUGAGCUGAAACACAUCCUGCGCAAGACUCAAGCCUUCUUUGACGAGGUGGGAUUUCAUCACCGUGCACAGAUGCACGACCCCAACGCGCAAGAGGAGCACGUGAUGCUGCUAGGAGAAGAGGGGCUCAGGGCCGGCGGUCAAGCCCUGAAGCUGGGGUUCGUCGCGGGCGUCGUCCUUCGAGAACGUCUUCCCUCGUUUGAGAGAAUGCUGUGGCGCGUCUGUCGUGGGAACGUCUUUCUACGACAGGCCCCCGUCGACGCCCCAUUGGAGGACCCUGUCACUGGAGAUCAAGUGUACAAGUCUGUGUUCAUAAUAUUCUUUCAAGGUGAACAGCUCAAGACUAAGGUCAAGAAGAUCUGUGAAGGGUUCCGAGCCACCCUGUACCCCUGUCCCGAAACUCCCACCGAUCGCCGAGAGAUGUCAAUAGGCGUCAUGACUCGAAUUGAGGACCUCAACACGGUAUUGGGUCAGACCCAAGACCAUCGCCACCGCGUCCUGGUGGCUGCUGCCAAGAACAUCAAGAACUGGUUUGUGAAAGUACGAAAGAUCAAGGCCAUCUACCACACCCUGAACCUUCUCAACUUGGACGUCACUCAAAAGUGUCUCAUUGCGGAAUGCUGGUGUGCAGUGUCUGACCUUGACAAGAUCCAUCUAGCGCUGAGACGUGGAACGGAACGAAGUGGCAGCAGUGUGUCGUCCAUUCUGAACCGCAUGGAGACCAAAGAGACACCCCCAACAUACAAUCGUACCAACAAGUUCACCUCCGGGUUCCAGAACAUCGUCGACGCUUACGGUGUGGCCAGCUAUAGGGAGGUCAAUCCAGCUCCGUUCACCGUGAUAACAUUUCCAUUCCUCUUUGCGGUGAUGUUCGGUGAUGCUGGUCAUGGCACCAUCAUGUUCCUCUUUGCUCUCUGGAUGGUCCUCAAGGAAAAAGGUCUCAUGGCACAAAAGACUGACAAUGAGAUCUGGAACACUAUAUUUGGUGGACGUUACAUCGUUCUUCUCAUGGGUGGGUUCUCCAUCUACACUGGACUAAUCUACAACGACACUUUCUCAAAAUCGUUCAACAUUUUUGGGUCCUCCUGGGUGGUUCCAAAAAAGGAGACUUACAACCAGCACGAACAACUAGAUCCUGUCGAGAACUACGUAGGUGUCCCCUACCCUUUUGGCCUGGACCCAGUGUGGCAGCUCUCUGCCAACAAGAUUCCAUUCACCAAUUCGUACAAGAUGAAAGUUUCCAUUGUGCUGGGUGUGAUGCAGAUGAUGUUUGGAGUCCUUCUGAGCCUUUGGAAUCAUAGGUUCUUCCGCAACACUGUCAACAUCUUCUGCGAGUUUAUUCCUCAGCUGAUAUUCCUGUGUGCCAUCUUCGGUUACUUGGUGGUGACCAUCUUUGUAAAGUGGACCAUCAACUUUGGCCAUGACACCUACUGUGCCCCCAGUCUCCUGAUCAUGCUCAUCAACAUGUUCCUCUUCACCUACACAACCUCACCAUGUUACCAGGCUCCCUUCUAUUCAGGACAGAAAGGAUUGCAGAGCUUCCUGGUGAUCCUGGCAUUGGUCUGCAUCCCAUGGAUCCUGUUGUUGAAGCCCCUGUACCUCCGCCAUAAGUACAACAAAGGUCGCUCGGCGGCAAGAAGCGCCCCCAAGACAAAUGAAAACGCAGCUCAUGGCGCAACAUCGCACGGAGGCCACGAUGGCCACGGCGGCCACGGCAGUGGAGAGUUUGACUUCGGAGAGGCAUUCAUCAACCAGACGAUUCACACGAUUGAGUACUGCUUGGGUUCCGUCUCGCACACUGCUUCAUACUUGCGACUUUGGGCGCUCAGCCUGGCUCACGCGCAGCUCUCUGAAGUGUUGUGGAGCAUGGUGCUGCAGAUAGGACUGCGGAACACUGAGUGGUGGGGCAGCAUCGUCCUCUACCUGACAUUCGCAUUUUGGGCGACACUUACCGUGGCUGUACUGCUCAUCAUGGAGGGACUGUCUGCCUUCCUGCACGCACUUCGACUUCAUUGGGUGGAGUUUCAGAGCAAGUUUUAUGUGGGAGAGGGUUACAAGUUUGCUCCAUUCUCCUUUGACACCAUUCUGGAAACUUCAGCCAGCGAAGAUUGAGCGGCCGCUCUUCCUAGUCUAACCAAGAUCUGAAGAAAAAAUUUUUCCGUUAUCCUAGUAAAAAUUCCCGCUGUCCUCUUCUGUUGUCCUUAGAGAGGAGCAUGCAUUUCUAUUUUGCAUUUCUAUUUUGCGUUUAUUGCGUGUUAAAAAUAAAAACGAGUAAUCCAGUAAA